Molecule: messenger RNA, 3952 nt
Organism: Astrephomene gubernaculifera
Lineage: Eukaryota; Viridiplantae; Chlorophyta; Chlorophyceae; Chlamydomonadales; Astrephomenaceae
Source: the annotation of a GenBank genome assembly
CUUGAGGGAGGGCUCUAUUUUUUUGCAUAUGCAGAAUUAGGUUGAAUUUGCUUUCAGUACAACCACAUCCUGCACUGAGCCUAAGAAUAUAGUGCUAUAUCCAGAACCGACCUGCAAGAACACGAGGGAUCGCGAAACGCGAAGCACAAACAAAACCGUAUGUGGUAACAGAUACAGACCUUCAUGAGUUUCGGAAUUCCGAUGAGCGGCUUGCCCUGCUGGUCCCUUGGGGCAUGGCCGUCGGCAAGCAAGCGCGGCGUUCCGCUUCACAGCAGUGCGCUGCCCAGCCGCCGGCUGUCCAGAUGCUUACGGCAUUACCUGCAAGCCGCAACGUCAUCAUCCAGCGGCGAUCCAGGCCCAUUUAGCCUCGACCCUCGGCCGCUUACCCGUGGUUGGAGCGAUACAGAGGAACGGAGUUGGCGAACGUCUCCAAGACCCCAACCGCGAGUCGCGUUCAACAAACCAACUCCGGUGACGCGCGGUGCUCAUCAUGAGCCCCCACCACACAAGGAAGGCCAGCUGGUGGAGGGAGUCGUCGUGCGCAUCGAACCCUAUGGUGUGUUCGUGGAGGAAAGCCAGCAGGAGGGCGGCAGCAGCAGCAGCGGCGGCGGAUUCCGCUGGUUGCUGCACGUGAAGAACAUGAGCUCGCAGUACGUGUUCACGGCACCCGACCACUUCCGACUUGGAGACCGGGUGGUUGCGGUUGCGAUGAAGACGCCGGAGGAUGUCCAGGGGGGGGGCCGGAACCAUCUGAGCACGAAGGAGCUGGAGCGGGAGCCGGGGGAGUUCCUGACGGAUCGAGAAGGCGUGUACGAACGCGCCCCGGAAACGCUCGCCAUGCGGCAGCAGGCGGCGGCGGCGGCACAGCAGCAGGCAGCUGACCCCCAGCAGUCCAAGCCAGCUGACCUCCCUGACGCCGUUUGGGAGCGCCUCAAAGUCGGCGCGCUGGUACCAGGUGUGGUGGAGAGCGUACAGCCCUCGGGCGUGGUGGUGCGUGUUUAUCUACCCUCAUUCGAUCUGGAGGGGCCCCGUUGGAAACGCAGGUUGACCAUCACAAAUCAGCGACAUAGCAGAGCAUAUGACACCGGUAGCGGCGUGAUGCCCGGCAGUGCUGCUGCUGCUGCUGACGAUCUCGACACAGCAAACAAGGGCGGCCGCAACUCAUCAGGGCAGGGCUCAUCAGCAGACGCAGUGAAGCUUUUUGGUGAAGCUGCUGCUGCUGCUGCAUCAUUGACGGGUCUGCUGCCCACUGGCGCCAUCAGCCGCUUCCGGGGCGUCGUACCGGAGGCGCUGUUCAAGCCGGGAGAGCUGGUGUAUGCACACGUACAGGAGCAGCAGCGGGAGGCUGGGCGGCUGAGGCUGACAAUGAGAGACCUGGAGACCAUUCCAGGUGACAUCGUCCUCUUCAAGGAGCGCAUAUUUGAAAAGCAUACAUAUGCGGAGUUCAUGGGCUUGGAGGCGCCCCUCUCACCAGUUGAGUGGGACGAAGUAGUGGCUGCCAAGGAAGCGAAAGAAGGCAAGCCGCGAUGGCUCAAGGUCGGCCGGUUGGCGUAUGGCGUGGUAACAGACCUCACGGACACGUGUGCCUUCCUGGCCCUUCCGGGCUCCAACCACAGUCAAGCUGUCCUGCACCUGCGCGACUUGUCAUACCUGGUGCCUGCUGCAGUGGACCCGAGUGAUGGGGAAAGCGGCCCCACGGUAACAGCUGCUACUGGGGACAGCAUUGAGAGCCAGGAUACACCCGCAGCUACGGAAGAAGCUGCAGCUGCUGCGGCUGCGGCUGCUGCUGCCCCAGUGCAUUCCAUGCGCAACUACCUGAGGAUUGGUGACCGGAUGGCGGGAAUCGUCAAGAGCCUGCCCCAGCACUUCUCAGAUGACUCCAAUGUGGUGAUCAGCACCUGCGAUCUGGAGUACUUACCAGGGGACAUGCUGCGGGACCCUGCAUCAGUUUACAUCCAGGCUAGCUCACGCCAUGACGAUUUCAGGAGCCGCGCGAACCAGCUGUGGGAAGCACUGGGCAGCGAGCUUGCUGACAGGCGACGCAUGGACAACCUGCCCUCCCUAGCUGCCAUGCAGCACUGGCUGAAGGCCCAGCAGCGGAACAGCAACGGAGUUCCCGUGCCUGCUGCAGCCCUGGCUGGGGUGCCCGUCGUCCCAGAGAAGCUGCCUCACAAUGAUGGCAGCGUGACGGGGAUUUCAGCAGCUGCAGCAGCAGCACCUUUGCGGGCUGCUGACGAGUCGUCAGCAGCGUUGGUGGCAGCAGCAGAGCAGGCCUGCCAGCGUAAGGGUGCACUGUGGCUGGAGACGGCUGCCUGGGUGCAGGAGGUGUCAGCGGAGGGGUUAGAGCUGCAACGCACGCUAUGUGAUGAGGCCGGCAAGCUUUUUGAAGGCAACGUCGCUUCGGCGGCCAAGGAGGAGGCGGGUCAAGCAGCCCCAGGGGAUGAGAAGGAACGUCAGCAGCAGCGCCGGCGUGUUGGAGACCGCCAGGAAGCCAAGCCGGUCCGCCCGGGCCUGAUGGACUGGACGGUGGUUGCGGUGACCCCUGAGGGUGCCCUGAUGUCCAAUGACUUGGCAUACGGCUACCUGCACGCCACUAAACAUAUUUGCUUUGUUAAAAAGAUAUGUUAUGUUGUGCUAUAAGCAUCGAUCCUCACCCCCACCCACCCCCACUAUUAUUCUUCUUAUUACCCGGCAGGCGACAUGCUCCAAGACCCGCAGCGGGUAUUUCAGGAGGUGGCGAAGAAGUACGGCGGGUGCGGAUUUGCCUGCCAUUAAGCUGCUGCCCAACCCACCAGCAGUGCGGGGGCGGAAAUAAACUCUGAGCGCUGCCUAAGCAAGUGAGCGGGGUUUGGUGCCGGUAUGUACCGGUAUGUGGGUACUACGUUGCUGGUGGUAGGCUUGCUUACCAGCAGCACCUACCGGUAACAGGAUGUUACACAGAUCAUGAGGUAUUCACAUGCAGUAAUGGCGCGAUAACAUGUUGAGGCGAAGCAUUUGCACGGCAGUUUAUAAAGUUUCCAAAGACUGUGGCAUACCGGUUGUUGGAGUACGGGAGCCAACGUGCGGUGCAUGGGUGUGGUGGUGGUUGGCGCAGAGCCCGUCUUGCACCCGGCCUUUCCGGUUGCCCUGAAUGAGGGCGUCUACUGGUCUGGUGAGAAGAUUUAUUUAGUUUAGGGGAAGGCGUCCAUCCCUUGGGAAGGCAGCCAUUGCUUACAUGACGGCAUGUUGGUUUUGAAGCGGUACCGGAAGGCAUAUCCUUCUAGACCGCCACUGGUGUUGGACGUCAGUCCUGGUUGCCGCCAUGGCAGCAGUCUGGACGGGAGUGAGUGUGUGGUUGAAAGCUGGCUGCAAGUCGGAACGUUACGGUGAUUGCAUGGGGGUUGCAUGGGGAUGCAUGCUGAAAGGCGGUGGACAGCGUCCAUGACAACGCAACUUGUUCUCAUGGUGCGGCGCACUAAAGAAGGAUAUUUUAACUUGUGUGUUACAGGGCUGGUUAGAAACAAUGUGAGGCUGCAUACUUGUUGCUGUGGAGGUAUAGUGUUGGUUGUUGCGGUAGUUGUAGCAGUCAGGUUCGCCUCGUGUCGGGUCUCACAUGCAGGAGGUCACCCUUGUCCUUGGAAAGCGAGCAGUUGUUAAAAGUGCGGUAUGCGGCACCCGAAAGCAAGCCUGCAUAGCCGGCAGCAGCCAGCUAGAUAGCCCGGGCGAGGGUUUAGGGUUGCGCUUCUGCGAGGGAACGCCUGCAAGCAUCUAGCUAGCCGGUCGAGGCAGCGCACUAGGGAGGCCUGCUGCUCGGUGACAUACACCGGUACACCCGCUGCUCGGUGUGGCACCCGGGAUACGGCAACUGCGUAGCUGGGAAGCAGGCCGUGGUAGCGGAAGGAUGAGGAAGGGAGGGACCGGGAGGAGCGUACAGCCGUGUAAGCCACGCAAGGGGUGUAACUGCAGAUGUCUG